This is a messenger RNA of Lagopus muta (rock ptarmigan), 2874 nucleotides long. It is a transcript of the gene HS3ST1, whose product is annotated as heparan sulfate-glucosamine 3-sulfotransferase 1. Lineage: Eukaryota; Metazoa; Chordata; Aves; Galliformes; Phasianidae. The transcript is spliced from 2 exons. Gene Ontology annotation, molecular function: [heparan sulfate]-glucosamine 3-sulfotransferase activity. The record is from RefSeq and is a predicted model, not a curated record. The coding region runs from base 289 to 1251 and encodes 320 amino acids.
GCGCCGGGCGCCGCUUCCAGGCGGGCGAGGCGGGCGGCAGCGGGCGCUCGGUCCGCCGCCGCUGCUUCUAUCGCCGGGAGCUCUUCCCACGGCUGCGGUACCCGCGGGCGCCCAUGGCACAGCGCGGCGGAUGCUGCCCCACGGCUCCGCGCCCCGGCGAAAAGUUUCUGUCUGAGAAAUACGCAUCCACUCAGCAAAACAAAAACAACUUUUAAAGGCUGUUCUUGGUAGAAAUCACUCCAUGCCCCAUUACCUGCUUGAGUGAAACCAGACUAAAGAAGUUCUGUCAUGGCAGCUUUUCUGCUGGGAGCUGUGCUGCUCAUUGUUCAACCUCAGAUAGUGCCUUCCAGACCAGCUAUAAAUUCAAAGGCUGAGACUUCUGCUCAGUCUGCUCAGAGAGAGCUUUUAAAGAAAACAUCUCAGAAAAAUGACUUCAAGGAAAACAUUCAUUCUAAUGGAUCAUGCCGGCAGCUGCCACAGACUAUCAUUAUUGGAGUGAGGAAAGGUGGAACAAGAGCUUUGUUGGAGAUGCUGAGUCUUCAUCCUGAUAUUGCUGCAGCAGAAAGUGAAGUCCACUUCUUUGACUGGGAAGAUCACUAUAGAAAUGGAUUGCAAUGGUAUAUUAAUCAAAUGCCAUUCUCUCAUCCCCAUCAGAUCACCGUGGAAAAAACUCCUGCAUAUUUCACAUCACCUGAAGUGCCUGAAAGAGUUUAUAACAUGAACCAAUCUAUGAGACUACUUCUUAUUUUAAGAGACCCAAGCGAGAGAGUACUGUCAGAUUACACCCAAGUGUUCUAUAACCACAUGCAGAAGCACAAGCCGUAUCCCUCCAUUGAACAAUUCCUGAUUAAAGAUGGUGAACUCAACGUGGACUACAAGGCAAUAAACAGAAGCUUAUACUACGUUCACAUGCAGAACUGGUUGAAGUAUUUUCCCCUUGAUCAUAUCCACAUUGUAGAUGGGGAUAAACUAAUCAAAGAUCCCUUUCCAGAAAUAGAGAAGGUAGAGAGAUUUUUGAAAUUAUCACCACAGAUAAAUGCUUCGAACUUUUAUUUCAAUAAAACUAAAGGCUUUUACUGCCUAAGGGACAGUGGUAGGGAGCGUUGUUUACAUGAGUCAAAAGGACGAGCUCACCCACAAGUAGAUACUCGGUUACUUGAGAAACUGCAUGAGUAUUUCUAUGAGCCUAACAAGAAAUUUUUUGAGCUUGUUGGCAGAACAUUUGACUGGCACUCAUUUGUGGCAAGUUAGUGGUAAACGUGAGAACCUAUGUUCUGGUGUAAAUUUUAAAAGGGCAUUUAAGCUAUAAUUUAUUUGUAAAAAUUCAUAAAUACUUCUGUACAGUAUUAGAUUCACAAUUGCCAUAUAUACUAGUUAUAUUUUUCUACUUGUUAAAUUUGAAAGCAUUUUGUAUUGUUUUUCAUGGUUGUUAACAUUGUGUAUGACGUGUCUAUAUGAAGAAAGUAAAUUAUUUCACUGCAGAAGAUGCUCUCUUGAGAAUGUGUUGUCUUUUUAAUAAAUAAGAAAUUCAUUUCAACAAAACCCUUCAGAAUUAUUUGAAUACUUCAGUCUUUCUGAACUUUAUCCUCUAGUUGCUAAUGAAUAUGCUAAACUUUCCAUUUCUACUUUUAUUGCUCUAAAUUGUGGUCUAAUAAUUUCUUUUUAUCUGCAAAUAUUCUUGUAGUUUGAAAAUUGUUCUAUCCUGCUUUAUGGAAUUUUUUCUUGAUAAUGUGGUAUUUAUACGUGUUGGGACAUGCACACCUAAAGGACAGUGGAAAACUGUGUCAUAAAGCACGUUAACAGCUGUAUUUACCUUCCUACUUAAUGCUGUAGUAACUGCUUCUCAAAUACUUUGGCAGAACCCUACUAGUUUCACGGCAAACUUUUAAAGAUUCUGUGGGGAGCAGCUCAUGAAAUCAAAGUUAAGUGCAGAAAUUGAUUAAUCUAAAACCUUUCUACAGUCUCGGCAUGUAUAUAUCCUUCAUUAUGAAAGAGAGAGGUUUGAGAGAAGAAUAUAAGCAAUAUGGGGACAUUUUAAAGGCUGCUAACUGCUGUUCCUAAAUUUUAUGACACAUCCUUUCCCACUACUGAAAACCAAUGGUUACAUAGAAAAAUUAGCUGGUCUACAUUCCAGUAAGCAGCAACUUCAUUCUUAUAAAUAUUAACACAUUUUUACUGUAUUGAACACUUCUCAAUGAGUUGAACAGCUGCUUCAUGUAACUUAGACGGGCCCACGGGCUACUAUUCAAUUAAUCUCUUUCCAGUAAAUGUAAAGCCAAACUUUGGAUCCAGCCUCGGGUACGAUGGAAUUAACUCAAAUUCCAGGAACUUUUAUUGUCUUCCAUCUGCUAAAAAUGGAAGUUAGAUGCUAGUACAUUGGUAAAAGUUACAGCUUUUCCUAUCUAUGUUAGUUCUGAUGUUCCAUUAGACAUCAAUUUCUGGCAUUAGAGUUAAUCCUGUUUCCACAGAAGGCUUCUAUAGUGCUUUCAUUAUGAGCUAAUUUUCAUGUUAUGAUCUAAAACAUACCCUUUGAACAUUCAGUGGCAAUACCCUGUACAUUUAAACUUGUUACUGAUUGUUUCAAUCCUUCAUAAAAUUUAAAUAAAUGUAGAUAGGUUAAUUUUUCCCAGUGAGAUGGUUCAAACUUGGGCACUGUGACAAGGUACCCUCUGGGUGCAAGUAUCCCAUAUUAUGCUGCUUGCAUGAAAAUUUGCAGAUGCUUCCCCUCUAUAUCCCACUACUUGUGCACCUGCCCAAGCUGUAUUCAACCUCAGAGAGGUUGUUGGUGUUUGUUUCAUAAAGUAGACCUUUGAUGAAAGCCUACUAUGAAAUGGUAUUGUACUCAAUAAAAUAUUUUCUGAAUUGCAUCUUUUU